Molecule: messenger RNA, 1146 nt
Organism: Xyrauchen texanus (razorback sucker)
Lineage: Eukaryota; Metazoa; Chordata; Actinopteri; Cypriniformes; Catostomidae
Product: somatostatin receptor type 2-like
Exons: 1
Coding region: 1-1050 (349 amino acids)
Biological process (GO): cellular response to glucocorticoid stimulus; neuropeptide signaling pathway; regulation of insulin secretion
Cellular component (GO): neuron projection; membrane
Molecular function (GO): neuropeptide binding; somatostatin receptor activity
Source: RefSeq, a predicted model, not a curated record
AUGGAAACGGCAAUACCUUUAGGAAUGUUUCACAACAACGUGUCAAUUCUGGAUCUGGACAGUACUUCGAUAAACAAUGUCUAUAUUCACGAGGAUUUUGAUGCCUUCAGUGUUACCAUGGCUGUCCUCUACCUGGCAGUAUGCAUCGUGGGAUUGGGCGGGAACUCCCUGGUUAUCAUCACCAUUUUGAAGCUAGAUAAAAUGUCAUCUGCAACCACCGUCUACAUUUUCAACCUGGCUUUGGCGGAUGGCCUUUUCAUGGUAGGACUCCCGUUCAUUGCUAUCCAAAACUUCCAGGACCAAUGGAUCUUUGGAGACCUGGUCUGCAAACUGGUUAUGGUUCUGGAUGGCAUCAACCAAUUCACAAGUGUAUUCUGCCUAACCGUGAUGAGUGUCGACCGCUACAUGGCACUCGUCGACCCAUUGCGCUUUGCUCGCUGGCGGACACCUCAGAGGGCAAAGAUCAUUGCUGCCCUAAUGUGGUUUAUCUCACUAUUUCCUGUCUUGCCUAUGGGCAUACACUUUUCCUCCAACUACGGUUUAUGCACUAUAGACCCCUAUGUGGCCUCUGACACCUGGUGGUUAACCUUUCUUUGCUAUACCUUUGUACUCGGCUUUGCCUUACCCUUCACUGUAAUGAUUGUAUUUUACACUGCUUUGGUGGCAACUCUGAGAAAUUCCAGGCAGCAGGAGGGCCCUUCAUCCUCUCUGGAAAGCCACCGUUUUGAGAAACAGGUCACCAAGAUGGUCGUGGCGGUUGUUCUGGUGUUUGGCUUUUGCUGGCUGCCAUUCUACGUCUUCAACUUCUGCUCUUUGCACCGAACGGUGCAGGUACUCAACUUUGCCCGUGGCUUUGAGUUUGUGGUGCUGCUGUCCUACUCAUGGAGUUGCGCCAAUCCCAUACUGUACGCUUGUCUGUCUGAAACAUUUCGAAGGCAUUUCCACACCCUCCUCUGCCCCGUCAAGAGCUCACCCACACACUGUGACAGAGACACUGAAGGGUACGUCUUGUGCGAUACUAACGUACAAGAUGUGAGUGUUUUACCUUAAAAUGUUUCUCACUGAGAACAUCUGAGAAAAUGUUUUAAAUAUUUUUAGGGCUUGUGAAGCAACACAUACCCACCUUAUUGUAAACAGACAAUCCCU